AUGACCGAACCUGACCGGCGUAAACGCCGCCGUCUAGCCAAGUCCUGCGAGCAAUGCCGACACCGCAAAGUCCGCUGCGAUCGUACUGCGCCUUGCGGUCCUUGUACGCGUGCACGGGGCUCAUUGAGCUGCUCGUAUCGCAAUACCGCUGCUACUGCUGCUGUUACUACUGCCCCUGCUGCUACUGCAUCUCUAUCGCCUAUUCGGACAUCACGUCCGCAUGGGCCUGGAAAUCAUCCCACACCGAGCUCUAAUGCCGAUGUGGAAAUUGGGUCAUCGCGGGAGAGCUCGCAGGGAGCUGGGUCUCCGGGUGUAAAUACUGAGGGUUCAUCGAUCAGUGAAAUUCGGGUUCGUUUGCAGCGCCUGGAAGAUCUGGUCUCGCGUCAGGGAGAUACUUCGGCGUCGGAUCGGGAUGGAACGUUGCAGGAGCUAAGUAGUCGUCUUCAAGGGAUCGAAGAGCGGUUGUCUAAGGGCUCGUUGUCUGAGAAGGUGCAGGGAGGCGAAAAGGAUGGACUAUGUAUUGAUGCUGUGCAUCCGCGUCUACAUGCUUCGUCUAGUAAGAUGAAGCUGCUGGGACCGAGUCACUACUCAAACACUAUUGAUAAGCUCCAAAUCAACCAUGUCAUACAAUCUCAGGAGCCAGACUCUGCAUUUCAAACCCUUAAAACCGACCUGAUGACCCGCAUCAAAGAAUGUCGCGGAAUUCGACACGCCGUUAAAGCACGGCAAUCUUUCCAGCCUAACGAGCCAGUCCCAGACGUGCAGACGAGUAUCCCAACACGUCAGAUCUGCGAUGAACUGGUUGACGGCUAUCUGCGCACCUUCGAACCCAUCUAUCGCAUCCUGCAUCUCCCGUCCUUCUGGCGCGAAUACCACCACUUCUGGGCCCGGCGCUCUUCCUCAUCACCUACUACCUCUACUGCCUUCCUCAUGAAACUCGUCCUCAUCCUGGCCAUCGGUACUGUCUUUCAUCCGCAGCGUGGAAAGUCCGGCACCGACCACGACGUUCAUAUCAUACAGACCUGGACCCAUGCCGCGCAGUGGUGGCUAAUUGGGCCGUCGGAGAAAGUCACCCUAGGGCUUGACGGAAUCCAGGUCUUCUGUCUGUUACUCAUCGCGCGACAGAUCAACGCCAUGGGCGCCUCGCCGUGGCUCUCGGCAGGCUCGCUUAUGCAGAGAGCCAUGACGAUGGGACUUCAUCUAGACUCGAGGCACUUUCCAGCCCUAUCGGUCUUUCAAUCCGAGAUGCGGGCUCGUCUGUGGGCAACGAUACUCGAACUUGCGGUCCAGGCUUCAAUGGACUCAUCUAUUCAGCCCCUUCUCAUCCCAGAUUUUGAUACACAGCCACCGUCGAACUUGAACGAUGUCGAUUUCGACCCGGACCCGAAUUCCUCAUCUUCUCCUCCGGUCCCAGCGAGACCGACCGCCGAGAUGACGGACACAUCGAUCCAACGCCUCCUCCACCAGACCUUUCCACUUCGUGCAAAAAUUAUCCAAGCCCUCACCAACCGAUCCGCCCUCUCCUACACGCAGACCAUUCAUCUCGGAACGCAACUCCAAGCCGCAUAUCGCAACAUCACAACCUUCUUCGCCUCCACAAUCAACACCCCUUCAGCAACAGAGAACUCCACCCCCAAGAAUAACACAACCCGCCAUCUCCACCCCGCCCCCUUCCACAAAACCUACCUCGACAUGACUCUCCGCCGCUGGCUCCUCAUCCUCCACACCCCAUUCAUGCUACAGUCCCCCAAGAACCCACAGUUCUACUUCUCGCGCAAGGUUUGCCUCAACACAGCGAUGACAAUAGCUCGCUACGCUCAACCCCUUAACCUCCCUUCUCCUCCUGAGGACGACCUCUCCCGGUUGUUGAUCACUGGCCGAAGUUGCCUGAAGGGACCACUAAGUUUAGAUAUCAUUUCCAUACUAGGGCUAGAAGUCACAUGGCAGAUUGAGGAGACUGCGGAUGACACGGGGGAUAUGACGAUGACAAGUAUGGACGAGUUUGCGGCUUCAUCACGAGCCCCGAUUCUGAAUGCUAUGCGACAUAUCCUGGCUCAGCUGUUCCAGGUCAUCGGGCUGGGAACGCCUAGUUCGAAGCGGUACAAUCUGCUGGCGGCGAUACUGGGACAGAUUCGGGCGAUGGAGACAGGGGACUGUGUGAAGAGGGUGGUUUAUGAGACUGUGAAAGAGAGUCUGGGCGAGUCGUUUUCUUUGUUGCAAGAGAAGGCCGCGCGGGGAUUGUGUUUGAAUGGGGAGGGUCAAGGCCUAUUUGUUCAGGGGCUGGGGCUGAGUGGUUUGGACUUCGAUUUGGUAUGUUUUCCUUCACUGUCUCCCCUCUCUCUUUAUCUACCUUCCUCAAGCAACGAACCCCCUGCCACUACCUUCAUAUAUCUGGAUCUAACCCGUUACCCGCAGCAUCAUCCAGACCUAGAAUCCACCGACCUCGACCUUGACCUUGACAUCCCCAGUAUCCUAGGGCUCUCCGACUGGCUAGAUCUCGAUAUGAACAUCCCUCCGCCUCAUAUAUAG
Messenger RNA from Aspergillus melleus, 2529 nucleotides. RefSeq lists its product as uncharacterized. Gene Ontology annotation, biological process: regulation of transcription by RNA polymerase II; DNA-templated transcription. Gene Ontology annotation, cellular component: nucleus. The record is from RefSeq and is a predicted model, not a curated record. The transcript is spliced from 2 exons. Bases 1 to 2529 code for a protein of 842 amino acids. Lineage: Eukaryota; Fungi; Ascomycota; Eurotiomycetes; Eurotiales; Aspergillaceae. Gene Ontology annotation, molecular function: zinc ion binding; RNA polymerase II cis-regulatory region sequence-specific DNA binding; DNA-binding transcription activator activity, RNA polymerase II-specific.